Messenger RNA from Panicum virgatum (switchgrass), 2135 nucleotides. RefSeq lists its product as uncharacterized. Gene Ontology annotation, molecular function: zinc ion binding; nucleic acid binding. NCBI's taxonomy places the organism in Eukaryota, Viridiplantae, Streptophyta, Magnoliopsida, Poales, Poaceae. The transcript is spliced from 2 exons. The record is from RefSeq and is a predicted model, not a curated record. Bases 99 to 1817 code for a protein of 572 amino acids.
UCCAACCAGGUGGAGACCGCGUGGGGAGAAGGGAGGUGGAUCCACGCCGGGAGUGGCAACGGAGAGACAGAUCCAACAGAGAGCAGGAUUCAUACAGGAUGGGGGAUCCCAGAGGUUUCAGAACUGAAGAAGCAUCUGGCAAGAGAAGGGCCAUGGAGCCAACAGCCUCCGAGCGUGAGAAUUACCAACAAAGCCAGCGCUCGAGGUAUGACCAAAGCCACAACCCCUACCCCUCGGUGCUAGACCGUCUAGGACCUAAAUCUGCUGAUCAGGCUUCGAUAGGGAAAAUGGAUUCCACCAACGACAGGGCAGGAGCUGAUGCAGGGAAGGAUGCUGUCAAUGGAGUGUGCUUCUGGUGUCGCAAAGAAGGGCAUCAUCAAGCCACAUGUACCAACCCGCCCUUCUGCUUCAGAUGCAAAAAGGAUGGUCACAUCUCUGCCAAAUGCCCAAGCAAUCAAGGCUGUUCUCUGAACAUGUAUGGUUUUGGCUUCCCAAACCAGGGGUUCUACUGUCUGAAGAUUCCGGGUGCGGCCAAACAAAUGUCUACUGAAAAUGUGGGGCUGAUUCAGAUCAGGAGUGGAGAGGCAAGUACUAAGAGGCUGGAGGACGAACUGAAGAAUCUCAUUGACAAAAACUGGGCAUGGAAAGUGAGAAAGCUUACUGACAGAGAGUAUUUGGCUACCUUCCCAAACAAAAUGCUGCUUGACACCUUCUCUAGAUCCAAAAGUUUGGAUCUCGCCUUAUACAGCAUCUCUGUCACCAUAUCUCACUCGCCUAUGGACCCAAGAGCGACCUCUGCCUUACAAACCGGCUGGGUGCAGUUAUUCAAUGUUCCUGAUCAAGCUCUAAACACUGAGGCAGUAACACUGAUUGCAGAGCUAGCAGGAGAGGUGGUGGCGGUUGACGAACUGUCGAUAAUCAAGGAGGGACCAGUGAGAGUCAGACUGCGUGCGCGAGAUGUGUCCAAACUUAAAGGCUUCGUGGAAAUCUUUGUCGAUGGGGUGGGAUAUGAAGUAAAGUUCAUACCAGAAUUGAAACAAAGACCAACAGCUCCCCCACCUCCAACACAAGGAAAACCCAAUGAUGAUGAAGACAUGGAAGACGACGAUGCGGACGAUCUCUCGGACUAUGAGGGGGAGAUACGUCGCAGACUGCAGGAACCUAUAGGUGCCAAACACUCCAGUGGCUCGAAAUCUGGGAGGCCAGCAAGCAACAACCAAGUAAAAUUAGUGGGAGGAAAAGUGCAGGAGGAGGGUCCACAAUCUGGUGAGAAGCUAGGAGGGGGGGAGGUGCUAGAAAUUCACCCACUAGCUAUCUACGACCCCAAAUCCGACGCCUUUAAGAACUUAAAUGCGGAUAAGGAGCUGUUUUCGCAAGAGUCUAACCAAUCUAGUGUGGAACUUGACAAUGAAGUGAGAGAGAUCAUUCCUCAAAACCACUUCUUGGUUCACACGGAAAAUGGGGGGCACAUGAUACUACCACAAGAAAAAUGGCCAAUACCGAAACUGAGUCAGCAAACAAUUUCAAUGGAAAGCCAGGGAGCUGCUAUUGAUUCAGAUCAUAUUCAGGAUUCCCAAGAGUCUCUAGGGGGGGGAGAAGUAAUGGAAUACUCACUCACAAUGGAAGAAGACCUAGUGAGGUUGAAGCAGGAUAAUCAGGAAGGGUGGGAGGUUUACUCAGCCAAGAAAAGUAAAUGCAAGACCAGGAAGCUACCUGCGGUUGCAACAAGGAAAAGCGCGAGGGUCCCUUCAACCUGCUCGGGUGGGGGUGGUUUCACUGCUAUUUCAGAGAUGGAAGCCACUGAUGCGGGAUGGUGAACAGUACAAGCUAAGCAAAUGGGGCGAGCAGGUGACGCAGUGGAUAGAGAUGUUCCAGGAGCAAUUACAGAGGAGACUGCCGGCUGACGACUUCAUGUGAUGUUUUGCGCUCUUUUCUGUCGCUUUUUGUCUCUAGGGGAGGAGAGCUCCAAUCUGGUGUUUAAUCUUAGCUUAGUGUGUGUUCUCAGUUUCACCUAGCUCCCAGUCAGAGGGUGUUUUUUUGGCGCUAUCUUUGGCUAAACUGGUAUCCCCAGUAUGCUCGUGUCCUGUACCUGAUACCUUUUAUAUGCUUUCUAUAAAAGCUGGAACGUAUUCUGC